UGGAAGAAAAAGGCAGGAAAUUUUAAUGUGUUCUGCCGUCUGCGACUUGUGUCAAAGGUGUGUUGUCAAGAACAGAGAGGGUAAACCGAGACCGAAAGAAAGAGAGGCGAAGUAAUUGCUUAAAUUUCUGCUGCUCCAGAUGCAUACACAUGGUGAUGAAGCAAGGGAAGACGUCAAAGAGACCUCUUAAUAUCGUCUGGGACAAACUUCUGGGCUGUAAAGACGACGAGCCGACACCUGAUUUAGUCAUUCAGCCCACCAUCACGACUUCGAAUUACCUUGAAAUGGACUCCGAUCGGCAGUAUGUUGUAAGGGAAGAAUACCAAAAGCUUAGCGAUGUUGAACUGGAAGAUAAGAUUCGCAGAAUGAAGCAAUUCUAUGAUAGUUGGGCUUGCAAGUUGCCAGACAAGGGGGAAAAGUAUCUUCGCAUUCUGGAGCUGUCUGAGAAAGAGAAGGAAUCCAGAAAGCUCCGUCGAGUUGAAAAGACAGAUUGCAACAAUAAUGCCUUUGGUCAAGAGCUAUCAAUUUUGGCAGACUGUGGUAAUCAGAGACCAAGAUGUAAUAAUAGGUUAUCACCCAAAGUAAAACAGAAGGGUCAAACAUCAUCCAGACAGCAGCCAUUCAAAUCUGUCAACAAUCUUUUUACUGAUGUAGAUAAAGAAGUUUUUCCAGUUGCCGCCAAUAGUAAAAGUCUCGAUCAGUUUGAUUUUCAUGUCAGUGAAAGGCAGCCUGACUGUUUUGGGAAGAAGGAUGCUUCUGAAGUUCAGCAUUCAGAUACUCCGAUGCCUCAAAAGGGACAGACCAUUGUAGUUGUAGACGAGGAGGAAGCUUUGGCAAUGAAAAUACCAGAAGAUUAUGAUAAAUGCAUGAAAGAGGCCAAGAUCUACUACCCAUCGAGGGAUGAUCCAGAAUCCGUUGAAAUUUGUUUUGAGGACAUAAAGUGUCUUGAUCCAGAGAGUUAUUUGACAUCAACGAUCAUGAACUUUUAUAUUCGGUAUUUACAACAGCAUGCAUUUUCAACAAAUAAGGUGAUAUGCAAUUAUCACUUUUUUAAUACAUAUUUUUAUGAAAAGCUGAAGGAGGCUGUUUCAAACAAGGGGAAGGAUAGAGAUAAGUUUUUCGUCAAGUUCAGAAGAUGGUGGAAGGGCGUUAAUAUAUUUCAGAAAGCAUAUGUACUGAUUCCAAUUCAUGAGGAUCUCCACUGGAGUUUGGUGAUUAUAUGUUUUCCACAGAAGGAAGAUGAAUCUGGAACCAUUAUACUUCAUUUGGAUUCACUGGGACUACACUCUAGCAGAUCAAUUUUCGAUAACAUUAAGAGUUUUAUAAAAGAGGAAUGGUGCUACUUGGAUCAAGAAGUUGCUGAUUCAGAUCCUCCAAUGCCAUAUAGAAUAUGGAAAAAUAUCUCUCGAAGAAUUGAAGAGAAAAUAAUCGAGGUUCCACAGCAAAAGAACGAUUAUGACUGCGGUCUCUUUGUUCUAUACUUCAUAGAGCGUUUCAUUGAAGAGGCUCCUGAUAGGCUAAAAAGGAAGGACUUGGAUAUGUUUGGCAAGCGGUGGUUCAAAUCCAAGGAAGCUUCCAGCUUGAGGACGAGGAUAAGAUGUCUGCUCAAAGCAGAGUUCCAAGAUGUGAAAAUGCGAUGCCUGUCAGGUUCUGUGGGGAGCUCUUCCUCAGAUGACGCUCCAAAACAGUGACUUGGAAGAUCUUUGUAUGUUUCAAGUAAUAGUUCACUUGGAAGUGGGCAGGCGGGCGGGCCGGCGGGCGGGCGGGCUGUGCUAUCCACUAUCGUGUCUGGCUAGUGAAGUUAAAGCAUCUCACUACUCUCGUCCUAGCAACUAACCGCACUUGGGUAUGAUUUCUUAACAAAUUCAGAUAAGUGUCUGCAAUAAGUUGAAAUUCAAUGGUGGGUUGUUAGGGUCACAUCACAACACCAAGAAAUCAAAUUAGACGAACUAGAAAAACUUAUCACUUGGCUUGAUUUCCUAGGACAUGAGGAACAUACCCAAGGCUUAGGCUUUCGACCAUUGCAUGCAGUGGGGACUUGGAGGUAAUCUGUCCAUAGGAUAGCUCUGUUGGUUUGUCCUGUGAGUGACUGCUCUUACCCUCCUUGCAUGACGCCUAUUGAAUAUUUUUAUGGAGUAAAAAGUGUAUUUAGCUAAAUGGAACGUACACGCCUUAGUGGCUUUUAGGUAUAUUUGAGAGUAAUUUUGAAUGAUUAAAAAUGUGUUUCAAAGUAAUUUGAAUCAUUUCAAAAGCACUCUCAAACAUACUCUUAAUUAUUCCAUUCUCAUCCCUUUCUCAUUUGAUUGCGUGUUCCACUCUUCGAUGGCAUCCUACAGAUGGGCUGCAAAGUUAUGUGAGAAUCUGCUGCAGACUUUGCAUAUAUCCCUUUGUUUAAGGUAAGGUUUGUAAAUUUGAGUACAAGAACAGCCUACUGUUUUGACAUUUCAUAUACCUUGAACAUGGAUAUUUCUUAAUAUAUCUUUUAAAUUUGUGAGAUGUCUCUGUCUAA
Molecule: messenger RNA, 2509 nt
Organism: Cucurbita pepo subsp. pepo (vegetable marrow)
Lineage: Eukaryota; Viridiplantae; Streptophyta; Magnoliopsida; Cucurbitales; Cucurbitaceae
Product: ubiquitin-like-specific protease 1D
Biological process (GO): proteolysis
Molecular function (GO): cysteine-type peptidase activity
Source: RefSeq, a predicted model, not a curated record